This is a messenger RNA of Protopolystoma xenopodis, 750 nucleotides long. The record is from the annotation of a GenBank genome assembly. NCBI's taxonomy places the organism in Eukaryota, Metazoa, Platyhelminthes, Monogenea, Polystomatidea, Polystomatidae.
AUGGCUGACCCCUACACCACAGAGACAAUUCAUGUUCAAGAAAGUUUUGAGGAGAGGGUGCGCCGUGUCCAACAUGAGAUUGCCGACAAAAUGCGUUUAUUCAACAGACCAUUGGUACGGGGCUGUAUUGGCGAGUUCCUGGGCACCGCCAUCCUGAUGAUACUUGGCAACGGAGUUCUAGCUCAAGUCUUUCUGGGCGAUCACGAUAGGAAGAUGCAUGGCAAUUUCUUCUCAAUCAGCUUCGGUUGGGGAAUGGCUGUCAUGAUGGGAGUGUUUUUUGCUGGCCGCCUUGGCCAUGGCAUCAUCAACCCUGCUGUAUCUGUAGCCUUCGGACUUGUCGGCAGACUGCCUUUAAACCGAGUUCUCUGGUAUUGUCUGGCAGAAUUUGCCGGCGCCUUUUUCGGGUCACUUUUGGUUUUCGGGACAUACACUGAAUUAAUAUACAAGUACGCCAAUUUGAAGGAUAACGGAACGCUUAAGGUGAAUACAACGGGGGGAAUCUUCGUCACUAACCCCGGAGCAAGCACGGCUGCGUGUCUUUUUGAUCAGGUUAUCGGCACUGCUUUGUUGGCAGCUGGCGCUUUGAGCAUAACCGAUAAAUCCUGGGAAAUGCCAGACUACUUACAUCCUCCUGUGAUAGGUCUCUAUGUUGUUGCUCUUGUCGGUGCGUUUGCUUUGAACGCUGGAGCCGCGCUGAAUCCUGCUAGAGAUCUGGGUCCUCGAAUUAUGAUUUCUUUAUUCGGUAAGUGA